Messenger RNA from Penicillium bovifimosum, 1542 nucleotides. Its product is annotated as Major facilitator superfamily domain general substrate transporter. The transcript is spliced from 2 exons. The record is from RefSeq and is a predicted model, not a curated record. Bases 1 to 1542 code for a protein of 513 amino acids. Gene Ontology annotation, molecular function: carbohydrate:proton symporter activity. Gene Ontology annotation, biological process: transmembrane transport; carbohydrate transport. Lineage: Eukaryota; Fungi; Ascomycota; Eurotiomycetes; Eurotiales; Aspergillaceae. Gene Ontology annotation, cellular component: membrane.
AUGACACGUUUCCUCGGCUUCCGAGGCACUCGCCUCAACUAUGUGAGCAUGCUGGGCGUAGUGAUGCCAGCAAUCAUGUCAGUGGGCUAUAACCAAGGGUUACUAGGCGGAGUCCUGACCCUCCCCUGGUUCGAAGCCCAGUUCCCCGAAAUCGACGUGAGCAACGCCCACCCAUCAGAAAAGCACUACAAGUCGACAUUGCAGGGGACUGUCGUAGGCCUGUAUGCAGCCGGUGGUCUGCUAGGUGCCGUCGCCUGUAUCGCACUCGGCGAUGUACUCGGUCGUCGCCGUACCAUAAUAAUUGCCUCAGUGGUGCAAAUGAUCGGGGCCUUCCUGAUGGCCAGCUCGUUCGGCUUUGCUCAGCUGGUCGUAUCGCGGAUCAUACUAGGUCUCGGCACUGGAGGGCAGCUAGCCACUGUGCCGAUCUGGCAGUCGGAGAUAUCGCCGGCUAGUAAGCGUGGCGCGCAUGUUGGGACGACGGGUAUUUUCGUGGCGAUGGGUCUUACCCUGGCUCUACUUGUUGAUCUUGGGAUGUCGUAUGUUCCGAACAGCGCGAGCUGGCGCGUUCCUGUUGGUUUGCCGAUCGUUAUGUGUUUAAUGGUGAUUGCGUUUGCGUCGCAUCUGCCUGAGUCGCCUCGUUGGCUGGUCCGUCAAGGUCGGGUGUCUGCUGCUCGGGAGGUAUUGGCAGCCCUGAGAGAUACCGAGGUUGAUAAUGAGGUGGUCGAGAAAGACGUUUUGGAUAUUGGGUCCUCGUUGGCUAUCGCGGGAAAAGGGACUUUUGGGCAAGUCUUUCGCAUGGGACAUCAAAGAAUCUUCCAUCGUGCCUCGCUUGCAGCGGGAGGAUUGGUGUUGUUGCAAUUGACGGGGGUCAACUGCAUUACGCUCUACAGUACGACAAUAUUCGAAACUCAUCUUCAUCUCAACUCGACCACAUCAAGAAUCUUAUCCGCGAUCUAUCAACUGUCCGGCGUUUUCGGUGGCAUUGUCUGCGUCUUUACCGUCGAAGGCUUCGGUCGUCGACCCUUGAUGAUGUCAAGUGCGACGGCCAAUACAGUAUUUAUGGUCCUCGUGGCUGCACUGAGUUCCCAGUCGACAAAUAUGGUUGCCAUGUACGCAGCUGUGGUAUUCAUGUUCCUCUUCCACUUCAGCAUGAUCACCGGUUUCGGUGGAUUGCCAUUCCUGUACGCAUCGGAGGUAGCGCCUCUGAGCCUACGCACCACAAUCAACGGCAUCGGCUCGGCCAUAUGGUGGGCUCUGAGUGUGUUGAUCGCGGAGGUCACGCCGAUCGCCUUCAACGCCAUUGGAUGGAAGUACUUUGUUGUCUUUGCUUGUUUGAAUGCUGCGAUGUUACCGGUCCUUUACCUCUUCUUUCCGGAAACCUCGGGGCUGUCCCUGGAAGAUAUCGAUGAGGUAUUUAUCUUGUCUACGGGGUGGUUGGACCCUGUUGGUGUCGCUAAGCGGCUGCCUAACAAAUCAGACGAUGCCAAAUCCCCGGGGGAUAUUACGGCAGAGAGAAAGGAUCAUGAAGCUCCGCAAGGUUGA